Molecule: messenger RNA, 1119 nt
Organism: Hemicordylus capensis (graceful crag lizard)
Lineage: Eukaryota; Metazoa; Chordata; Lepidosauria; Squamata; Cordylidae
Gene: LACTB2
Product: lactamase beta 2
Exons: 7
Coding region: 24-893 (289 amino acids)
Cellular component (GO): mitochondrial matrix
Molecular function (GO): RNA endonuclease activity; single-stranded RNA binding
Source: RefSeq, a predicted model, not a curated record
UCCAAGGGGGCUCUGCGACGAAGAUGGUGUCUGUGCUGCUACCCCGUGUGGAAAGGCUCUCGUCGCGGGUGAUUCGCGUGCUGGGCUGCAACCCGGGGCCCAUGACGCUACAGGGCACUAACACCUAUUUGGUGGGGACUGGGCCCAGAAGGAUCCUUAUUGAUACAGGAGAGCCAGAUAUUCCGGAAUAUAUUAGCUGUUUGAAACAAGCACUCACUGAAUUCAGCAUCUCAGUCCAGGAAAUUUUGGUAACACACUGGCACUAUGAUCACUCUGGAGGCAUACCUGAUAUUUGCAAAAACAUUCCCAGUGCUCCUGAAUAUUGCAUAAGUAAACUUCCACGUAACCCACAUCGUGAAGAAGUAAUAGGAGAAGGAAAGCAAAAGUAUUCAUACCUGAGUAAUGGAGAUGUCUUAAAAACAGAGGGGGCUACUCUCAGAGUAUUGUAUACACCUGGACAUACAGAUGAUCACAUGGCUUUACAUCUGCUAGAAGAAAAUGCUAUAUUUUCUGGUGACUGUAUUUUAGGAGAAGGAACAGCUGUAUUCGAAGACCUUUAUGAUUACAUGAAAUCAUUAGAAACACUACUGGGAGUGAAAGCUGAUCUAAUAUAUCCUGGACAUGGACCAGUAGUAAAUGAGGCAAGAGCUAAAAUUCAAGAAUACAUUUCUCAUAGAAAUGCACGUGAAAAGCAAAUCCUGAAUGCCUUGCAAGAGAAUGCUGGGAAAUCUCUCACAUCAAUGGAGCUUGUGAAAAUUGUAUAUAAGGACACACCUGAACACUUGCAUAAAGCAGCAGAAAUCAACCUAACACAUCACUUGAAGAAACUAGAAAAAGAAGGGAAAGUGUUAAAUGAAAAUGCUUCCAACUUCAGGUGGAAAAGCAGUUUAUAAAUAUGACACAAAAAUUAGUGUGACGCUGAUGUGCAUAGAUGGCCCUCUGUGAAUGAAAGAGCACUGAAAUUGACCUUGUUGGUACAAAGUCAGAGCAGUAUUUUUUGUCAUGGAAAAGGUGUUUGAGUAAUAUAAUCUACUGUAUGAGGUAAAGCCAUUAAAUAUGGCCAAGUUAUUCUACCUUUCCACAAAAUUAAAGUUAAUAAAGUACAAUUAUUUAGAUUAA